AUGGAUUCGCCGCCGGUACCAAAACCAAGGAGUGCGUUUUUGCCUCCUUGCGAGCCUGUAACUCGGCCUGUGCCUGUUCCACGUACCAAAUUGCCUCAGCCUACAGAAAGGGUCACUGCUUCUGACAUAUUUAAAUCAAUAAGUACUGUUUCAAAGCAACUAUCUGAGGAUGUGGCACUGAAAGUAAGUAAUUCUGCUAAGACUGCUAAUGAAAAGUUAGAAAGAUCCAUUCAAGAUGGUUCAAAAUUUGCCAAAGAUACAUUGGAAAAAACACUUACAACUUCUCGAGCUGUGCGUCAGUCUGUGACUAAGUCUGUGAUAGAAGGAACUAGGACAGCGGGCCUUAGGUUAAGGAGGACAAAGAAACCAGACAGUCUCGAUGAAAAUGACCCACAAAGAUGUGUUUCAAUGCCAGCUGUUGAUGUUAGUUUAUUUGACAAUAUACAAUUCAAUUCACCGCUUCUGGAACAAAAGAGAUUUAACAAUGAUGGGCUUGGUGCUCCGAAAAACCAGGAACACCCUAAUUUACAUUUGAAUACAUCUAAUUUUGAUGAUUUGUCUCUGUUCUCUAGUAAUUCAGAUAAUACAGAUUCAGUUAGCAGUUAUUCUUAUGACAUGAGCAGAGAAUUAGAACAUAAUGCUUCUAGUUUAACUCUGGAAAGUGAACAAAUGACAUAUGAUAUUCCAAAACCGUCGAGAACUAACAGCAUAGUUAGUUCUCUGAGUUCAACAUCUAUUGGAUCAAGUCCAGACAUUCCAGAAAGAAGGAAAAAGAGGGAAAGUGCUGUAUCAAUGGAAGUAAUGAGACAAAAUUCUAUGUAUGAAAACUGGACCUUACCUUUCCAAUCGAUUAAAAGUUCAGUUCCUGUUAAAGAAACGGUGCUAAAUGAUACAGAGUUGCCAAGGCCAAGUAAAAGUACAAUAUAUGAGUUUGAUCCUUUACAAGCAAGUACUUCACCACAGCGGUAUGAUGGUGUAAGUAAUGAGUUGUUACUACUAGAAUCCUUCUUAAUUGGAGAUACUUAUGGUACGAUUGUGGCCUCAGAUACUACUGAGGAUAGUUUUGAAUUUUGUGAAAGUGAAUAUUUUAAUCCACCAACUCCACCAGAGCGUUCAGACAGUCUAUUUCCAGACACAAAGUCGACAAAACUAAAUGUUGUUGAUAAAGAUAGAAAUUCUAACUGGUUUGUUAGUGCAGACAAUAAUGAUGCGAAAUCUGUGUCAGAAGAGGAAAAUAAACCAACAAAUUCAGUUAUGCAAAAAUUCUCUCACAUAUUAAAAUUUGAGAAAUUAAAUAAGUCAUCCAAACCAGUUCCACAGAAGGUGGAAACUGUGGAAAGGCCACCAGUCAACUCAUUACCAGUGCCAUACUUUAGUGGGUUACUGACACGCAUUGUAUCAGGAGUAGUAGAAGAUUUAUUUAAGAACUCACAGACAAGAUUUUGUGUGCUUUCUGAUCAAAAGUUGAUAUGUUACUCAGAUCCUACAAACUCCAUAUUGAAAGAAGCUUAUACAUUGGACAAUAUCUAUUCUGUACAGAUUGUGCUGCCUCUGUCCUCUAGUACAACAAGUAACUCGUACUGUUUCGAGAUAAUGGUAUCGUCGGGGGGCAUGAGAAGCUCUCCUCGCAAAAUACUGUUCAGCUGCGCGAGCGCUUCUGAACGUCGCAACUGGGCUCAAAAAAUCGCGGAGCAUUUGACCUGCGGGUUCGCUACUAAGUACACUUCGGAGUUUACCAGGUGCGGCUGGUGCUACCUUAAGGAGGGAGUGACAGGAGAAUGGCGAGGUGCCUGGGUGAUGCUCAUCCGACGUGUGAUGGUCUACUACACCACAAAGGAGCCCACUGUGCGUACCGUUGACCUCAGGAAAACCAGAUGUGUUGUGACACAAGAGGCUGACGAGGACACCAAGUCAGUCUGCCCGACAGACGGUAGUCACAACUUACUACUCGACUGCCCACACGCCACACUUUACUUGCGGUUUCCACACGAGAGAGAACUGAAGGGAUGGCGGUACAUGGUGAAGCUGGCUGCCCACAACAAUGGAGCUCACAUCCACCACCAGCAGCUUACAAAAGAAGAUGUUCCCGCCAUCGUGGACAAGUGCCUUAGCUUUAUCUAUGCUCAUGGCAGUCUCUCGGAAGGUAUCUACCGUCGCGCAGGCAGUGGCUCUGUGCUGUCUGAGCUGUUGGCUCGGUUCCGUCGCGAUGCGUGGUCUGUCCAGCUCAGCCCCGUGCAACAUUCCGAGCAUGAUGUUACCGGCGUCCUCAAAAGGUUCUUCCGUGACCUUCCUGAACCUUUGGUGCCACAAGAAAAACAUAAAGACCUGGUAGCAGCUCUAGAGAUAUCAGACCAGACCGCCCGGUACCAUGAGUACCAUCGCAUCAUGUCUUCUUUGCCUCUAGUGGCACGCAAUACUGCGCGUAAACUGUUUGCUCACCUACACUUCUUGCACACAAUGGCACAUGCUAACAAGAUGGGUGCCGAAAAUUUGGCCUCUGUAUGGGCCCCUACUAUCAUGCCUGCAGCCAUGACUAGCAACACGCUACAGACUGCUUGGUCGACCAAGGAGGUGUUCGUAGUUCGAGAUCUGAUUGCCAACUUCGAGUCUAUAUGGGAGCCUACGGACGCUGAGAAACGUCGCGAGGCGGCCGUGAGACGAGUCAUCAUGAGAGUACUUAGUAACUCCGCUCCAGCCGCCCCGAAAGCAGCCGGUGAUUUGAGAACCUGGGUCUAUGUUCAUGAUAAGUCAACCUGCUAUCAAAUUACUCUAACACCAAAUAAAACAAGCUCAGAUGUGUGCAUAGAACUGUGUGAAAAGGCAAAAUCAGAGUCUCAUCUACUAAUGCUAGAAGAAGUCAUAUGUAACGACACGAUGCGGCGCAUAGUGCAUAUUGAUGAAGUGGUAUUGGACGUGGUACUUCGAUGGAGUUACUGGGAUGAGGACGACAGGAAACACAACUAUUUGCUAGUGAAAGAGAAUAAAAUACUCCAUGAUAUGGAGGCAAUGAGACAAACGCCGUCCGUCUGCGGUGAGCUCCGACUCGCCACUGAGGCAAUGAAGUCUUUUAAACUACAUAUGUUUGAGGUGCAAAAUUCUAGGCUGUGCUAUUUCAAAGAUAAACAGGGUUCUCAUAAGAUAGAGGAGUGGAAAAUAAAGGACAUUUUGUGGUAUGUGGGUCAUGAGGUAAAAAGGAAUCCUCAGUCGCGGUGGGCCAUCACAUUUAUACCUAGAAACAAACAGAAACGGAGUAAAGACAAACCGUGGUUCGGUUGCACCAUAGCGGGCGCUGUGACGGAGGACCAGCUUAAGUGGAUGACGGCACUUAUGUUCGCAGAGCAUUCGACAAUACUACCGACCCCUCGACUAGUUAUCACAUAA
Molecule: messenger RNA, 3381 nt
Organism: Spodoptera littoralis (African cotton leafworm)
Lineage: Eukaryota; Metazoa; Arthropoda; Insecta; Lepidoptera; Noctuidae
Source: the annotation of a GenBank genome assembly